This is a messenger RNA of Juglans microcarpa x Juglans regia, 2689 nucleotides long. RefSeq names its product putative UPF0481 protein At3g02645. The transcript is spliced from 3 exons. The coding region runs from base 471 to 2069 and encodes 532 amino acids. The record is from RefSeq and is a predicted model, not a curated record. Lineage: Eukaryota; Viridiplantae; Streptophyta; Magnoliopsida; Fagales; Juglandaceae.
UGACUCAGUCCAUACAGUACUCUAAACUACGAGUCUACGACUUUUGUGGAAACAAAAAAGAAUAGAGACGAGCUUCAUUGUGAUCUCCUCGCUUCAUCAGUUGAUCUUACUGAGAAGUUAGAGACGGUGCGCGCGCGGCGACCAAAACCGAAAGCGUUUGUUUGUUUGGGUUUUGAGUUUAGCCGAGGUGUUGAAUAUUGCAGCUUGUCCGGUAUCCAGCUACCAUGCAUAUAUGAGUAAUAGUGUGGUAAGUGAAAUCAACGAAACAUCCGGAUAGAUCUCUUUUCUUGAUCGUUAACUCCACUCCAACAUGAGUACGAGCGUCUUUGUCUCCGUUUCAUCACUCGACUUGCUUCAUCGGUUCUUUGAUCUGUAAGUCUGAGAAGUUGGAGACUGCGGCGACCAAAAGCGAAAGCGUUUGUUUCGGCCGGAAGGAAGCCAAUUUAUUGUAUAAGAAGCUAAAUUGUGAGAUGGAAAAAUCAACAAGUUAUGAUCAAGAAAUGCAACAAAAAAUGGCGACUCAUGCUUCAUCAGUCACAUAUGGAAAUCAAAAUCAUGCUGAAAUUCAUCAAUUGGAUCAAGAAGCUGCAAGCAAUUCGACUCGUGGAAUUAAUGGAAAUCAACAUAGAGAUCAGUUGGUAAUUAGCAUCAAAGAAAUGGGUGAAAGCAGCUUGGACCCUCCCUUAUCAUCAGACGAGUGUUGUAUCUACAGGAUUCCAAAUUGGCUUCGCAAAUUGAAUGAGGAAGCCUACACUCCUCAGGUUAUAUCGAUAGGGCCUUUCCACCAUGGCACCAAAAGACUAGAACCCAUGGAAAAAUUGAAACUGAAAUAUUUUCAGAGAUUCCUGCAGCGGGUUGACUUCAACGUGGAGAUUUUAGUAAACACCAUAAAGCUGAAUGAAAAAAGUGUGCGUAGUUGUUAUGCAGAAACCAUCAAUUUUAGCAGUGACGAUUUCGUGAAAUUAAUUUUGGUAGAUGGGAUCUUUAUUAUUGAAUUAUUCUACGGAAUAUGGUUCCAAGGAUCAAAUAGUAUUGUUCGUGAGAACCAUGUACUGUUAAAUGCAAUAUCGUGGCAGUUAAUUAUGUUGGACUUGCAGUUACUUGAAAAUCAACUUCCUUUCUUUGCUCUUGAGAUAUUAUUCAGGCUUGCAGAUGUGCCAGUGCAUCCUUCCUUCACUUCGCUUGCAAUUAAGGUCUUUGAGGCUAGAAAAGAUCAAGAAUUUCCUGGAAAUCUUGGAGAGCAACCAAUUAGACACUUUGUUCAUUUGACCAAAGCAUUUUUUCUUCCAUCAUCCAGAAAGCUUUUGUCACCACAUGAAAGUAAUGAUCAUGCUAGAUCAGCUGAUCAUUUAUAUACUGAAAGCCGGUUGUACAAGGCUGGAAUGAAGUUUAAGGUAAGAUCAUGCAAAUGCUUGCUUGGCCUAACAAGACACUUUGCUGAUAUCACAAGAGCAUUUUUUCCUCCAUCAUCCAGAAAGCUGCGAGUGCUACCGCAUGAAAGUAAUGAUCUUCCUGGAGCUGAUCAUUUAUAUUCUGCAAGCCAGUUGUACGAGGCUGGAGUGAAGUUUAAGGUGAGCUCAAGCAAAUGCUUACUUGACCUGAAAUUCACCAACGGAACGUUGGAAAUUCCAUGCAUUAAUCUUUAUAAUGAGACGGAGACUAUUUAUCGAAACAUCAUAGCAUUUGAGCAAUGCCAUUAUCCAUGUGAUUCACAUUUUACAGACUACAUUGUGUUAUUGACUUUCCAAAUCAACACUCCCAAAGAUGCGGAUUUACUUAUUAGAAAAGGAAUCAUCAUUAAUUGGCUUGCCAACAGCAAUUCAGUGGCAUCUUUUAUCAAUAAUCUGGGGACGAAUAUUGUAUAUAUUAGCAAUAAAUCUGCUUAUCGUUGUUUGUUUCGAGAUUUGAAUGCAUUCUAUAGGAACACUAAGCAUACUUGGAAGGCUACCUUGAAACGUGAUUAUUUUGGCACUCCUUGGAAAAUAGCAUCUACUACAACGGCUGUUACCUUCUUGUUGCUCACUCUUGUACAAACUAUAUGCUCCAUCAUCCAAGUUGUGAAGAUAUGAAGAAGCUUUGUGCAUGGAAUUCUGGUAGGACAUCACAUUUUAUUUUACUCCUCACCUUUAGAAAUUAAUUUGUUAGAUUGCUAGCAACAGCUUCGAAAAUUUGAACAUAACAUGCACAAAGAUAAGUACUGCUUGAAAUAAUAUGCCUUAUCAUCACUUUCUUCAUCUUUUAGUACAGAGCCUCAGCUCUGAAUGCUGUAUAAAUACACCUGCCUAUUUAUAGAACAUAUACUACACUAAUAUCUUCUAACUUCACCACAUUUUCAUUCUUUACCCUGUUCUUCAUUUGCUGAUUUACAGAUUGCUUUGUGAUUUUCCAAACCCCUUGCAUUUGAUAGCACCACAGGUGAGGUCUUGGAUUCUAUGGUGAUUUCUUUGUUGUUGAGUUAUGUUUUCCUCAUUGUUUACUCAGACAAGUUCUUAGAAUAAAGUACAAAAUCAUAGUUCGAUGUCAUCCCCUCUGUGAUUUACAUGAUGUCUAGUGAAUUGUGUGAUAUCAAUGUUCUCUUUGCAUCAUUCAAGAUUUAGUUGCUUGAUUUGGAACAAUUUGUGAUUUACCAUAUGAAAACACGUUCGGUCAAAGAGGAUCUGGACCUAAGAGUUCAACUGUUAAAUUAUAA